AUGGAAAAUUGUAUACCUAAGCAUUUCACUCUUUCUGGAAUGUCAGGAUAUUCGCUAACCCGCAGAGAACCAUUUAGGACUAUUAGAACUUACAUACAAAAUAAAACUAAUUUAUUAAAAACGGCAAAUAACGAAGAUUUGUUUAGAGAAGAAUGCAUAAAUUUAGCUGAUUAUCUAAUUGGAAAAAUGUCUCCUCCGAAGUCUGUAUCUCCUACUAUGUGGGAAGCGUUAUUGAAGUUUUAUCUAAAUCAUUACUUUAAAAAUUUAACUAAAUAUGGUGGAUGUCCUAUGAUCUUAAAAAAUGAAGAUAAAGAACUUUUAGGAUUAAAAUAUAAAGAAGAGGAUUUCUGUAAAAAAAGGACUACCGUUUUGAAAGAAAUAGAGAGCUUAAAACAGAAUAAUUCAGGUAAAUGCGUCAGUACAUGUUUAGACAAAUGCAAAACAUAUAAUGCAUGGAUUAAACAGAUGCAGAAGCAAUUUGAAGAAAAGAAAAGUCUCUUUAAAUAUUGUUACACAAAAGAAAGUUCCAAAAAAAAGACCAAAAAACUAACUAAAGAAUCGAUAUGUGAUAUAAUGAAUGAAGAAACUUUUAAAGAACUUUCUGAAUGUAUAACCCCGAAUUCAGCAGAAAGUACUGAAGGUUUACUUGAAACAGAAAAAAAAGGUUUAGAAACUCAAAUUCAAAAUACAGCUCAAAUUAUAUCCAAAUCUCACGUACAACAAGAAAUAGAUGUGCCAACUGCACCCGAAGCUCAAAAUGAAAUUGAAUCACAUAAUUCACCACAACCUCCACCAGAACAUAUUAAAAGUGAAGUUUCAGAAAUUCAGCAUUCAACUAUAGAAACUGAGGAUUCACAAUCUUUAACAGAUGCAUCAUUAGAAAAAGCUAAAAUUUCUGAAUAUGUACAUGUAGCAUCAGAAGAUACUACUGCAUUACCCUCUCCAGCUCUUCAAGGCACACAAUUAUCUCCUGAUCCUGAGAAUACACAGCCAACUGAUAAAGCAUCGACAUAUACCUUAGCACGUAGUCCUCCCCAAAUAUCACAUACUACAGAACACAUAAUAUAUGAUGAUGAAGAAAUUAUAAAAAAAAUAAAAAUAAAUGAACUUACAAAAAAUGUAAAUUUAUCAAAGCGAACAAGAGACAGAUCCAAAAUCAUAGUAGAAGUACAUAUGGAAGUACUCGAAGAAUGCAUAAAUGAAGAUUGGGAGAACCACAAAGACGAAUUCAUAGAAAUAUGUAUAGAUGAGUUCACAAAAAAGGAUUAUACAACCUAUCCCAAUUUAAAAGUUGAUGAUCUAAUAAUAGAAAAUAUUAAAUGUAUCAGUGAUAUCAAAAAACAAAACAUUCUAUGGAAUAAAUGGAUACAAAGACAUAGAAAUCUUUUUCAAAAUCUGAAAAAAGACGAUUGGUUUAAUAAUUUGAAGGAUGAAUGGAAAAGAGAAGUAGCUUACGUACAAGAAAUGGAAGAAAUAAAAAAGAAAUCUUCAAAUAAAAAUCAAAAAGUUUCAUUUUUAGAAAGAGAAAAAGAUAUAUGGAGACAGUGGAUAUCAAAAAAGGGUAUGAUUAUACAACAACAUCUUGAUCAGUACUGGAAUAAUGGAUUAGUAGAGGAGUUGCAGAAUAUCUCAGAUGAAUAUGUAAAUGAAGAUACUAAAAAUUAUGUAUCACUAUUAAAUGUAGAAGAAUUGAAGCACAAAGAAAAUUAUGAAGAAUUAUAUAAAUAUAUAAAAAAAAAAUUAUUAACAAAGCUUUGUAUUCUCGUGCUGAUAGCAGUAUUAGAAGAAUGUAAAAAGGAGGUAAACCUUGAAAAUAGGGAAUCAUAUUUGGAUAGAUCCAUAAAUGAAUGGAAAGGAGAAGGAUAUUCAAGUAAAAAACAAGAAAUUACAGAAAAUAUAAUUGAAUAUAAUAACAAUGAUAUAGAAAAUAAAAGAAAUGAGGAAUUUGAUGCUCAUAUAUGGAAAGAUUGUUUCAGAAAUGAGAUAGACGAUUGGAUAAGAGAAGAUGACUUAUAUGCAAAUUCUAUAGUUAGUGAUAGAACAGUAGACAAAUCGGAUGAAAUAGCAGAAAAACCGUUUCUAUAA
Messenger RNA from Plasmodium malariae, 2085 nucleotides. RefSeq names its product STP1 protein. NCBI's taxonomy places the organism in Eukaryota, Apicomplexa, Aconoidasida, Haemosporida, Plasmodiidae. The record is from RefSeq and is a predicted model, not a curated record. The coding region runs from base 1 to 2085 and encodes 694 amino acids. The transcript is spliced from 3 exons.